AUGAGCGCCUGCCGUAACCUUGCCGUAAACAACGAAGAAGAAAGCACCGUCUCCUUCGCUCAUCAUACAGUAAAGCAAUUUCUAUUUUCACCACAAGAGCACGGGGGCGUACUUUCAUCCCUCGCCAACCUGGACUCGAGCGAAGAGGAAGUUGGAGACUUGUGGUCAAGAAGGCCGACCUUCUUAACCCUAGAGUUCAGAAGGCUUUAUACACCGUUACAGAAAGUGUCCUUCAGUGCGCCGCCCAGAGCGCGCUUGCUGGCGAAAACCUUGCACGUCACGAAGCCAGCUUCUUUUCAUAGAAGCUCUCUGGAUCUUCUUUACACUUCCACUUAUACCAUUCUUCCGCUACACUGCCAAGAUGGCCACCCACGAGAGCGACCACACCGAUUGCCGACACCACCACGGGCAAUCACGUCUUUAAGGUCUGGAGACAGCUCUUCACUGCCGAAAGAUUGCGGGUUCGCGAUCAUAUCAAUGCUAGAUGCGCGGAUGUUUCUUAGAAGCACGAAAGUGAAGAUGACGACUUCACCAACAACCAGCUCCAGUAUCCAGAGCGCGGCAGAAUUGCCAGUUUUUUUGGCAUCGUCCCGCGAACAGACGAAGGGUAUCCCAGAACAUACUCAGAGGCCACAAGAGCUGCUUGACCGACGAGCUGCAGAGGCCCCAGCCGUGGCCGAAGAGAUGGCAGCCGCAGACCGCACGGCUGAGAAAAUGAAAAAGCUGCUUGAAGCAAAGCGAGCCAAGAAGCAGGAGGAAAUUGAGGCGGCGAAGGCCCAGAAGAACAUGGAGACGCAAGCUAAGAAGGGCAAAGAUUUGCAAGCUGAACAUGCAGACUGA
This is a messenger RNA of Macroventuria anomochaeta, 840 nucleotides long. RefSeq lists its product as uncharacterized. Lineage: Eukaryota; Fungi; Ascomycota; Dothideomycetes; Pleosporales; Didymellaceae. The coding region runs from base 1 to 840 and encodes 279 amino acids. The transcript is spliced from 2 exons. The record is from RefSeq and is a predicted model, not a curated record.